UACAAUCAACAGUAUUGGGGCAUAUGUGAAACUUUAUGAAAGUAUAGGACACUUUCUCGCAUUGCUGAUUCUCUUUCCCUCUUUCUUGCCCCCGUCGAGACGAAGAAGAACCCGCUUUCUCUGGGUUUCGCGAUCGGAGAUGGAGAUCGAUUCCGUCGCAGCUGGUUCGUGUUCCAAGGAGAAUCAGCUGAUCUACAAGGAAUGGUUCGAGUUCGCCGAUUCAGACGGAGAUGGACGCAUUACUGGUAGCGAUGCGAUCAAGUUCUUCUCCAUGUCGAAUUUGCCUCGGCCCGAGUUGAAGCAGGUGUGGGCAAUUGCAGAUGCAAAGAGACAGGGGUAUCUUGGUUUCAAAGAUUUCAUUGUUGCUAUGCAGCUCGUUUCUUUGGCUCAAACUGGACAUGAGAUAUCGCAUGACGUUCUUCAUAGCGACGUUGACUUCAAGAAUAUGAAUCCUCCUGUUAUGGAAGGUCUGGGUGUAUUAAUGGCGAAGAAGAAGCAUUCAUCAUCAAAGUCGAAUGAUCUUAGUGUUAAUGGUAGUCCUUCUGCAGAUGCAUCACUUACAGCUCACUGGUUCUCUUCAAAAUCUUCUAAAAAGAUUUCUCUGUCCUCCGUAACAUCUAUAGUCGAUGGCCUGAAGAGGCUGUACAUUCAAAAGCUGAAGCCACUCGAAGUUGCUUAUCGGUUCAACGAUUUUGUAUCCCCUUUGUUGACGAACAGUGAUUUUGAUGCGAAACCCAUGGUAAUGCUUCUCGGUCAGUAUUCCACAGGAAAAACAACAUUCAUUAAGCAUUUGCUUAAAGCUAGUUAUCCAGGAGCUCAUAUUGGACCAGAACCAACUACUGACAGAUUUGUUGUUGUCAUGUCUGGACCUGAUGAAAGAAGCAUUCCAGGGAACACAGUAGCGGUUCAAGCAGAUAUGCCAUUCAGUGGUCUUACAACUUUUGGGACUGCCUUUCUGUCGAAGUUUGAAUGUUCUCAGAUGCCUCAUCCUCUGCUGGAGCACGUAGCAUUUGUCGACACUCCUGGAGUUUUAUCAGGGGAAAAGCAACGGACACAGCGAGCAUAUGACUUCACAGGUGUUACAUCAUGGUUCGCCUCUAAGUGUGAUCUCAUCCUCCUCCUGUUCGAUCCUCACAAGCUGGAUGUAAGCGAUGAGUUCAAGCGGGUUAUUUCAUCUUUACGAGGUCAUGAUGACAAGAUCCGCGUCGUUCUGAAUAAGGCUGACCAAGUAGACACUCAGCAGCUAAUGCGAGUAUAUGGAGCUCUCAUGUGGUCUCUUGGGAAAGUUCUCAAUACUCCUGAGGUUUCCCGUGUCUACAUUGGUUCGUUCAGUGAUAAACCCAUUAAUGAAGCUGCGACUGGUCCAAUUGGGAGAGAGUUGUUUGAAAAGGAGCAAGAUGACCUUCUCGCUGAUUUGAAAGACAUUCCAAAGAAAGCUUGUGAUCGUCGAAUAAACGAGUUUGUGAAAAGGGCAAGAGCUGCAAAGAUACAUGCGUGCAUCAUCAGUCAUUUGAAGAAGGAGAUGCCAGCCAUAAUGGGAAAAGCCAAAGCUCAACAGAAACUGAUAGAUAACUUGGAAGACGUCUUUGGAAAGGUACAAAGAGAGCAUCACUUACCAAAAGGAGUUUUCCCAAACGUGGAGCAGUUCAGGGAGGUGCUAAGUGGUUACAACAUCGACAAGUUUGAGAAGCUAAAGCCGAAAAUGUUGCAGACUGUUGAUGAUAUGUUGGGGUAUGACAUUCCAGAGCUCUUGAAAAAUUUCAGAAACCCCUAUGAUUAAUAUAUAUCACCCCUUCUUAGCUUAUGUGUUUACUGUUAUAAUCCUAUGUAUGCAUUCACCUUUGGCCUAAACCUUCCCUUGUGAGCACAAAUGCAUAUUGUGUAUUCUUGAAAAGACUUGUAAACAAUGAAGACGCAUAAAGAGUAUCGACUUGAUAAUGGUGUAUAUCAUUAUAUCACAAAAUAAAAGUAUUAUCGUUAUCAAAGC
Brassica rapa (field mustard) is the source of this 1987-nucleotide messenger RNA. Its product is annotated as EH domain-containing protein 1. Gene Ontology annotation, biological process: endosomal transport; endocytosis. The record is from RefSeq and is a predicted model, not a curated record. Gene Ontology annotation, cellular component: plasma membrane; cytoplasm. Gene Ontology annotation, molecular function: calcium ion binding; protein binding; GTP binding. NCBI's taxonomy places the organism in Eukaryota, Viridiplantae, Streptophyta, Magnoliopsida, Brassicales, Brassicaceae.